CUGGAUCGCACUUAGAGAAACGGAUAAAUAGUACCGGUUGAUAUCAGUAUACCGGUAGUGUAACCCUGUAACCCAUACAAAUAUCAAGUCAAAGAGAUCGCAUUUGCUACGAUGGCCAAGUCCAAGUCCUCCGGCACAACUGAUGCUGAUGCGGUGGUCUUCUCGACGUACCAGGGCGAGAAGCAGCUCGCUGAACUAGUGAAGCUCAUCGACAAGGACCUGUCGGAGCCGUACUCGAUCUUUACGUACCGGUAUUUCCUAUACAAUUGGCCGCAGCUGAGCAUUCUGGCGCGAGUGCAGCACAAGCUCGUAGGUGUCAUUAUCUGCCGUCAGGAGCCGCUCGGCGCCACGCCGGAGGAGACGGGAGACGACGGACUGCACGGCCAGGGAGACCCCAAGCGCCGCUGGAGGGGAUACAUCGCCAUGCUGGCCGUGGAGAAGCAGUUUCGCCACCGCGGCAUUGGCUCGCAGCUGGCUCAGAAGGCCAUCGAGCGCAUGCGCGACGACGGCUGCGAGGAGGUGAUGCUGGAGACGGAGAUCGCCAACAAGGGCGCCAUCCGCCUGUACGAGAACCUGGGCUUUGUGCGCGAUGAGCGAUUGGUCAAGUACUAUUUAAACGGGGGUGACGCCUACCGUCUCAAACUUUGGCUGCAGUAGGUAGAUUGAGACGCUGCACUACAUGUAGUGAAGGCAGCUCCUUUUAGAGUAAUUGAUGAGAAUUGCUGCUAUUGAUUUUGAGGAUAGCCCCUAGACGGAGGUUUUCAUUUGAUCUCUUGCUUGUCUUGGAGGGAGGGAGAUCAUUGUCUUAUCUAACAAUGCAUGAAUAUUCUGAUUAAUCUGUUAUUUCAAACAUGUACAAAAG
Messenger RNA from Phytophthora nicotianae INRA-310, 862 nucleotides. RefSeq lists its product as hypothetical. The transcript has a single exon. The record is from RefSeq and is a predicted model, not a curated record. Gene Ontology annotation, cellular component: NatC complex. Lineage: Eukaryota; Oomycota; Peronosporomycetes; Peronosporales; Peronosporaceae. Gene Ontology annotation, biological process: N-terminal peptidyl-methionine acetylation. The coding region runs from base 112 to 657 and encodes 181 amino acids. Gene Ontology annotation, molecular function: protein-N-terminal amino-acid acetyltransferase activity.